Molecule: messenger RNA, 1717 nt
Organism: Mya arenaria
Lineage: Eukaryota; Metazoa; Mollusca; Bivalvia; Myida; Myidae
Exons: 2
Coding region: 783-1433 (216 amino acids)
Source: RefSeq, a predicted model, not a curated record
ACAAAUUUUGUUAAUUCACGCAUAAUACAUAAAAAGCAUGUAUUUUAAAAUACUGAGUGUUUUACUCAAUACCCGCGUACUACUUACAGCACUGUUAUAGAAGUAUGACGCCUACGACACAAAAUAAUAGUCAACUUGAACGGCAAAUAUAUUGGUCUUUCACCCGUAAAACGCCCAACAAAAUGGAAUUUAAAAGUCAAUUAUUUCGAGAGAAAAAGGAAUGCAUCCCAUUGGUUAAGAUUAUUUUAACCAUGAUUUAAUAAGAUAUAUCAAUAUUGAACUUUGAAGUACAUGGUCAUCGAUUAUAGCUCAAUACGUACCAAACCAACAUACCAUGUUUAAAGAGUGAAGGUUUAAUGUGUCUAGAUUCGUAGACUUAUUUUAAAGAUUUCAAAAUGGUGUUGUUGGAUAAGUUUAUUUUUUUGUUUUAAAUCUUUACCGUAACCUAACGUUUUACAAGAACAUUUGUUGACCACCAGGAUUUGAAUACUCUAGAAAUUGGACUUUACAUUAAAUGGAUUGAAACAUUAAAUACUUGUUUGAGUAAGAAGUAAGUAAUCUCGUACAAGAAUGUUGUUAACUUGUUUACAUUUAUCAUUGUUCUGUACCUACACAGAAGUUCUAAAUGUAUCAUUCGCUUGGAAUAUAUUUACCAGUACAAAUUAAUUCAGUUGUGAUCAAUAACAUGUCGUAUAAUAGUAUCAUCAUUAAUAAUUAAAUAUGUAUUUGACUAUCUCACAAGGUACAGCCACGUGAUUCACACAACCACAGAUGUUCUAGCGAUGGGGAGCGCACCCAGCACGCGAGUCCACUCAAACACGCACGUGACUGUCGUGCGCGGGCGGUUGGUGGCCACCACACACGUUCCCUUCAAUGUUGUCGCGGGAACCGUGGAUACCGGAAACAGCCCCGGAUGUCCAAAUUGUCGGGUUCAAUCACAGGCUCAUAGAGGAGGAUGUCACCAUCCCCAGCCCCAGUCUACAUUCGUUCCGGGCAUGGUUCAUCCCGGAGCCCAGCCCUUACAGCCCCCAAUGUACAUCCAGUCUGACCUUCCUCCACCCUACAUAGAGCAGCCAUUGGUGCACUACGUCCCGACGGACCCUACACCUCAAAGCUCCAUCCCGUUCGUUCCGCCAGCCGCGUCGAACUAUAUGGGACAGGAAGCAACGUCUGGAACGUCCAGCCAACAUUUGAAUGGCUACAACGACGCGUUUCCUCCAAUAAACGGGGCGCCCCCUGCUUCUGUAGCUGACUCAGUCAACAACGCGUUCCCUCAGAAAAACGGGCCACCCCCUGACUUUGUCGCCGGCUCAGUCGGACCCGGGACAAGCGCAAUGACCCCCAGUGGGGAGUCGACAUUGAGGGGUCUUUCAACGGGCCGCAAUGCCAACUCGAAUGAAAAAGAGACCAUUCCUGAACUUUAUGAUGUGUAGACGUGAGAUUUCGUAUGCACCCGCGUUGUUGAACAGCGUUUUUGGUAAAACCAAAUAUGUUAUUAUGAUUUUUAAUGAAUCAAACCACUUUUGUGUUAAAUUAUUUUUAUUUACCUGAUUUGUUCAUCCAAUACAAUUAUGUUCUGUUAAAACUCGUGUAUCUCGUUAUUUGAUUGCCGUGUAUACAUAAAUAAGUGUUAUCUGGUAAUUGUUUGGGUUUGCGAUCGUCGGAAUUAUUUUAAUCUAUUUCUUAUAAUCUUUGAAAUUGGGACAAAUAGUUCUGA